This is a messenger RNA of Didymella exigua CBS 183.55, 1729 nucleotides long. RefSeq names its product MFS general substrate transporter. The record is from RefSeq and is a predicted model, not a curated record. NCBI's taxonomy places the organism in Eukaryota, Fungi, Ascomycota, Dothideomycetes, Pleosporales, Didymellaceae. The transcript is spliced from 3 exons. The coding region runs from base 179 to 1657 and encodes 492 amino acids. Gene Ontology annotation, biological process: transmembrane transport. Gene Ontology annotation, molecular function: transmembrane transporter activity.
CUUUAAUUGUGACGCAUCCCUUAAGAUCGAUACUGUGAAGUCUUGUUCUGCUCUCGCCUGCAGCUUUAAUGUAUCGAUCGAUUGCCUUGUUUCAGCCACAAACGUCAGACUGGACUUGUCACAUUUUGGAAAGAGGCGACGCACCCACUGAUUCGGCGACUGCAGUUGAAUCGCCGCGAUGUCAUCAAAGAACGAUCGUUUCGAUGGGGCCAUUGUCACGGCCACCGAUGAGACGACACCUCUAAUUGCCGUUCAAGCUGGCCCUUUCGCAGAGCCGGUCGACCCAUCCAGCGAACUGACCAGCACAGAUGGAGCCCACGCGGAUGACGAGAACGCACCACUACCAAAGGGCCAAAUCUUUCUCCUGUGCUAUACUCGGGUCAUCGAACCAAUUGCUUUCUUCUCCAUUUUUCCGUACAUCAACUCUAUGAUUGAGCACGUGGGUGGCAUUGAGAUAGAGGAUGUAGGCUUCUACUCUGGACUCAUCGAGUCCCUUUUCUCCUUCACACAGAUGUGUGUCAUGAUCUUCUGGGGAAAAGCAUCGGACCGCUAUGGACGGAAGCCCGUACUUGUGCUUAGUCUGCUGGGUAUUGCGGUAGCCACGACCUUGUUUGGCAUGAGUCAGAGCAUUGCGCAAAUGAUUGUUGCGAGAUGCCUCGCUGGUGUCUUUGCGGGUACUGUUGUCACGCUCAGAGCUAUGUUCAGCGAGAACAGUACGAAGAACACGCAGGCUAGGGCAUUUAGCUAUUUCGCCUUCGCUGGAAACAUGGGUAUCUUCCUGGGACCGCUCUUGGGAGCUGCUUUCGAAAGGCCAGCUGAGAAGUAUCCUCGUGUCUUUGGAAACGAGUUGUUCCGAAAAUAUCCAUACCUACUUCCGGGACUCGCCGUUUCCGUCUUGACUCUUACUUCGGCUCUUACAACGAUGCUAUUUGUCAAAGAAACACUCCAUACGCACAAAGACAAGAAGAAGACCACCGAAGCCCCGUUGACCAUGUGGCAACUCGUCAAUGCACCAGGUGUUGCUCGAGUCAUCCUGAUAUUUGAAUACGUAGGAGUUCUAGCCUUCACGUUCACGGCUGUCAAUCCAGUUAACCUCCACACAUUCGUCCAUCUCGGCGGUAUUGGCUUUUCUGAUGAGCUCAUUGCUGCAGUGAUUGGAUUCUCGGGUCUCUCGCAGGCGGCAUGGCUUCUUCUGGUCUUCCCGGCUCUUCACAAACACAUUGGUACGGGCCAAGUCUUACGUCUCACUGCGUGGGUAUGGCCCGUAUUCUUUGCCGUCAACCCUUUGUUCAACCUCUUACUGCGCCACGGUCACAAGAUCGCAUUCUGGGUGAUUGCACCACCUUGUCUGGCACUCGGUAGUGGUGUAGCUAUGGCUUUCACGGCUGUUCAGCUUGCCAUAAACGACAUCGCGCCCAGCCAUGAGACUUUUGGCACACUCAAUGCAAUUACUCUUGCCCUAUCAAGCGGGGCGAGAGCUGUGGCACCGGCUUUGGCUACAAGUGUUUAUGCCACUGGAGUGAAGUAUCGCAUUCUUGGAGGUCAGUUAUUCUGGGUUUUGAAUGUGAUACUCGCACUCGGACUGAUAGGGUUGUGUGGUUUGCUGCCCGAGAAGGCGGAGGGGAGACCGAAGAAGGCAGAACCUCAGGCUGCAUAGAUUGGACCGCGUCGCCGUAGGCAAUAGAGAAUGACACCUUUCGCGUACCUCCUUCGUAUUCCACCAGCAUAC